AUUGAAACCACUUCGCUCCAUAACGCAAAAACGAGGCGCCGUCGUCGUCGACAGUAAAGAACACGUCCACUCUUUCAUCCUUACCAUAUCCUUUCAUAUCAAAUGAAGUCUAUUGCAGUACUAUCAGUCCUGGUCUCCGCCGUGGUGGCCCAGUCCUCAUCUUCCAAUACCACUGCGAACCCCCUUAUACCAACUGAUAUCAGCCAAGGAUGUUCAUCUUUCCUCAACUCGCUUAACAGCAACUCCAACCUCACUGCAUGCACGAGUCCCAUCGUAUCAGCCACUUCAGCAUUCGGGCCUGGUGCCAACUCUAGCAGCCCUUCAUCCUCCGAUGUCAACUCGGCACUCAGCAGCCUUUGUGCAUCCAGUGCAUUCACCAACUGCCCUGACAGCAUCAUUGGCGGCCAGCUCAGCGCCUUCUACUCUGCUUGCUCUGCAGAGCUCACAUCGAGCCCUAACGACGACGUGAUCAGGAUCUAUGACACUCUUUAUGUCCUGACUCCCCUCAGACAAGCAGUCUGCUCCAAAGGUGACAAUGGCCAGUACUGUGUCACGCAAGUCACCAAUGGAAUGAACUCGUCGUCUACUGGAGUGGGCAGUGUAGACAUCGUCAUACCUGGCUCUGAUCAGGCAAAGGUUUCAAACCUUUACUACACACCCCAAGUUCUCUCCCGUCGCGAUGAUUCCAACACUACUGCAGCGCUCAUUCCCAAUACCACCACAUACCACGAUACCAAUCUCGUCUUCCUCUUCCUCCAACCCUCGAUGUCCUCUUCUUCUCUUUGCACCGCAUGCACUCGCAGCAUCCUCACUCCUUAUAUCACCUUCGAGUCUAACCGUCCCUACGCGCCCGGUCUUUCCACCAGUCCUCUUAUGAGUGGACAGACUGCCCUCGUCUCUGCCAUUCAGAGCCAGUGCGGGACUAACUUCCUCAGUGGUGCUGUCCAGGCAGCUGGUGGUAUCUCGAGUGGCAUCCUAAGCGGAGCAGCAUCCCGAUCGCUCAGCCAGGAUCUCAAUGGACCUGUCAGCAUCUUCUUAGGCAUGGCAGCACUGGCUGUGGCUAGUUUGUGAUGAGGAUUGUUUGGCGGUACUUUGAGGCUUUCUUUGUUGCUCGGGUGAUGUUCUAUUGCAAUUUCAGCUGCCCUGGUUUUCUGGACUUUGCUAUGUUAGCGAGAUACCCGCCAGGGGUUUAUGUUCAUUUAACGUUCAUAUAUUUCGUCGUCGGUGCUAGCUACCUGCGUGACUAUUUAAAAAUGAACUGGAGGUAAUAUAUUGAUUUACUAUGGAAGAUCAGCGCCUUAUGUUAUUCGA
Molecule: messenger RNA, 1311 nt
Organism: Serpula lacrymans var. lacrymans S7.9
Lineage: Eukaryota; Fungi; Basidiomycota; Agaricomycetes; Boletales; Serpulaceae
Exons: 2
Coding region: 103-1071 (322 amino acids)
Source: RefSeq, a predicted model, not a curated record